This is a messenger RNA of Trichomonas vaginalis G3, 825 nucleotides long. RefSeq lists its product as uncharacterized. Bases 1 to 825 code for a protein of 274 amino acids. Lineage: Eukaryota; Parabasalia; Trichomonadida; Trichomonadidae. The transcript has a single exon. The record is from RefSeq and is a predicted model, not a curated record.
AUGAACAAAGAAAGAGAACAGCGUGAGCUUAUCAAACAAAAGCUCCAAGAACAAAGCAACAUCGUUGAGCCCAUGAUGAAGUUCCUUCGAAAGUUUUCGAAGCACCUUCGCCGUGACUUUUUGGCAAUUCUUGUCAAAAUGGCCUCAAAAGAAUUUGCAAUUCCCACAGUACGUCGUGAUUGGCGCACCAGGAAAGGAAUGAUUGCGUUCCUCGUUGACAACUGGUCAAAUAUCAAACACUUGAUCAUGACAGAUACAUUUUUCAAAUGGUACUGCUGGCAAUUCCCAAUGUUAGAGGAUCUUCUUGUCAACCGCAACUUCGUGAUGUUCCUCUACGACAACUGGGCUAAAUACAAACAGAUUUUAACAAAUUCAAACACGAAUUUUCUUUUAACAAUGAAUAUGCCUAAUUUACUACAAUUGAUUUCGAAUGCAAGCUCGUCGGUGGACACUUUCCCGUCGAAUUGGUGCCAGUUGGAGAUUGGCAUCGGACUUCGCAAUUUAUUUGGUCAUUUCCUACGCGUCAGCAAGUCGCAAGCUGCGCCAGAGAUCCAGCACUCGCUCUCCGUACCGAAUAUUGUCAAUUCCAUUACAGAUUGUUCAGCAAAUGAACAAAUGUCAAUCGGAAGUAGCAAUUUAGAGAUGAAUAGCGAGUUUAGUGCACCAACUUCUGAUCCCAUGGAAGUUAGCGUAGCUCCUGAUCCGACUUAUACCUAUUCUAACGAUAAUUUAGAUGAUUUCGAUGAUUUUCUCUUGAAUCAAGGAGAAAUUCCUUCGCCAUCUAAUGACGUAGACCAAAUGGAAUUCGCGGAGUAUAUUAUAUAA